Nematostella vectensis (starlet sea anemone) is the source of this 1619-nucleotide messenger RNA. RefSeq names its product creatine kinase B-type. The coding region runs from base 86 to 1399 and encodes 437 amino acids. Gene Ontology annotation, molecular function: creatine kinase activity. NCBI's taxonomy places the organism in Eukaryota, Metazoa, Cnidaria, Anthozoa, Actiniaria, Edwardsiidae. Gene Ontology annotation, biological process: phosphocreatine biosynthetic process. The transcript has 7 exons. The record is from RefSeq and is a predicted model, not a curated record.
AUUAACUAAUUAUCAUCAGUUGGAACACAUCGGCGAAAAAGACAUCAAUCCUUACAAAAAUGAUUGACUUAAGAACUAGAGAAAAAUGACAAACAAAUCGCUUGACGAUUCAAAGGAUUCGCUGCGUUCUGUAUCAGUAGAGAAAGCAUUGCUAGCCGCUACAGCUUUCGGAUGCGGGGUGUACUUGGCCAGGGAGCUGUACCUACGAUUGUCCGGGCGUGGCAUGUCGAGUGAGGAAUGGAGGAGGAGGAACGGCUAUCUACGUUUCCCCGCGUAUGGUAACUUUCCUGAUCUGAGCCUUAACAACACGCUAAUGGCAAAGUAUUUGACUCCAGAGAUGUACGAGAAACUUAAAAACAGAAAAACGUCAGGAAAGUUCACACUCGAGAAACUCAUCCAAGUAGGAGUUGAUUGUCCCAGCGUGCCGUGGGGCCGUGCAGCAGGCGUGGUCGCUGGCGAUGAAGAGACGUACACGGUGUUCUCACCAAUACUCGACAGUGUUAUCAAGGACCUACAUGAUUACGGACCCGAGGAAAAACAAAAGAGGGACGUGGAUUGUAAAGGGCUUCGAGACGCGACCAUCCCGCGGGCAAAAUGGAAGGCCACUAGAAUCACCGCAUGGCGCUCUUUAAAGGGGUACCGCUUUCCAGCUGCUUGCGGGCGCCUGGAUCGAAGGCAGAUCGAGCAGGCCAUCCAAAGCGCGCUGAAAAGAUUAAAGGGGGAGUUCAAGGGAAAAUACUACUCCAUAGUGGAUCUCCCAGAAAGCGACCAAAAACACCUCACCGCCAACAAUCUAAUGUUGGUGCACAACACACCGGAAAUGACGUGUUCGGAGCGGUCACGUGACUGGCCGGAUGCUCGGGGGAUCUUCUUUACCAGUGACAAAACCUUCGUAGUACACGUAAACGAGGCUGAUCAUCUCAAGGUGAUAUGCUGGUCUCAAGGCUCCGAUCUCUUCGACACCUAUGACCGUUUUCAGCGAGGCCUGAGCCAGUUGGAGGAAGAGCUUAAACAAAACGACGAAGAAUUCGCCCUGUCUGACCACUUAGGCUACAUCGUGUCUGAUCCACGGCAUUUAGGCACGGCCAUGGAAGUGCGCAUGCGAGUUCAAUUCCGUCACUUAGCAACGGAUAACAGGUUGCAUUUUGCACUUAAGUGUCUCAACAUGAAAAGAUGCCGUCAGGGUAUCUCUUCCAUCAGCAUAAGGAAGGGGCAGUUUGAUUGCUGCAGCAUAUUGUCCCUGGGAGUCACAGAGGUCCAACUCCUACAAGGUAUGGUUGAGGGAAUAAAUAAGCUGUCUGGUCUGGAGGCGUUAUUAGACCAGGGCCAUGAAAUCCACGAGGCUUUAAAUGACUUGCAGGACGCACCGGUAGUUCUACCGCAACUACGAUUCCAGUAACAAUAGCGAGAUUACCAUGUUUCUAUGAACACUAGCGAGAUAACUAUGAUUCCUGGGACACUAUAAUAGCGAGAUUACUACGUGUGUACUACGAUUUUAUGAUCUAACACUAACGAGUUAACUAUGUGUGAACGGAUGCAUUCAAGUUGUAAUAUUAACGAGCUCAGAAUCUUAGCAAGGAGGACAUCAGGUGAUUAAAGCUUGUUUGAUAUUUUGAAAA